Molecule: messenger RNA, 2180 nt
Organism: Pseudonaja textilis
Lineage: Eukaryota; Metazoa; Chordata; Lepidosauria; Squamata; Elapidae
Gene: ATP6V1A
Product: ATPase H+ transporting V1 subunit A
Biological process (GO): proton transmembrane transport; ATP metabolic process
Cellular component (GO): lysosomal membrane; proton-transporting V-type ATPase, V1 domain
Molecular function (GO): ATP hydrolysis activity; ATP binding; proton-transporting ATPase activity, rotational mechanism
Source: RefSeq, a predicted model, not a curated record
GGUCGCCGCGAUUGGUGGCGGAGCGGUCAGCUGCUGCCGGCGCUGCAGAACGGGCGUGUCGCUUUCUUCCCCGGAGCGCGAUUCCGUCGAGGGAGGGGAGCUUUCCGGAGCAGAAGGUUCCUUUUCUUUCCAUUCCCUCUCUGGCCUCCGAGGGUCUUUGGGCGGAGCUGACAUCUGUGCUUGACCAAAAGAUUUUUCCCCCCUCCUCGGAGAGCAAUUACUGUUUCGAUUAUUGAAGAUUUAAGAUGGAUUUCUCUAAACUCCCCAAAAUCCGUGAUGAAGAUAGAGAAAACAUGUUUGGCUAUGUCUAUGGAGUCUCAGGGCCUGUGGUCACUGCUUGCAACAUGGCAGGAGCUGCUAUGUAUGAACUGGUACGAGUUGGCAAUAGUGAACUUGUAGGAGAGAUUAUCCGUUUGGAGGGUGAUAUGGCUACUAUCCAGGUAUAUGAGGAAACCUCUGGUGUUUCAGUUGGAGAUCCUGUGCUUCGUACUGGCAAACCUCUCUCUGUGGAACUUGGCCCUGGUAUCAUGGGAGCCAUUUUUGAUGGUAUCCAAAGACCUUUGACAGAUAUUAGUAGUCGGACUCAAAGUAUAUACAUUCCCAGAGGUGUAAAUGUGACAGCUUUGAGUAGAGAUAUCAAAUGGGACUUCACUCCUAUAAAAAACCUGCGGGUUGGUAGCCACAUUACAGGUGGCGAUAUCUAUGGCUUAGUGAAUGAGAAUUCCCUUAUAAAGCACAAAAUCAUGUUGCCUCCACGAAACAGAGGUACAAUAACGUACAUUGCUCCACCUGGAAAUUAUGAUGCAUCUGAUGUUGUGUUGGAGCUGGAGUUUGAGGAUGUGAAAGAGAAAUUUUCAAUGGUCCAGGUCUGGCCUGUGCGUCAAGUCCGUCCUGUCACAGAAAAGUUACCUGCAAAUCACCCUCUUUUAACUGGUCAGAGAGUCCUUGAUGCACUGUUUCCGUGUGUUCAAGGAGGUACUACUGCUAUUCCUGGGGCGUUUGGUUGUGGAAAGACAGUUAUUUCCCAAUCUCUUUCUAAGUAUUCCAACAGUGGUGUUAUUAUCUAUGUAGGCUGUGGUGAACGGGGAAAUGAAAUGUCAGAAGUGCUCAGAGAUUUUCCAGAGCUGACUAUGGAAGUUGAUGGUAAGACAGAAAGCAUAAUGAAGAGAACUGCUCUAGUAGCAAACACUUCCAAUAUGCCUGUUGCUGCCAGAGAAGCCUCUAUCUACACUGGGAUUACCCUGUCUGAAUAUUUUCGUGACAUGGGCUAUCAUGUCAGUAUGAUGGCUGACUCAACUUCCCGAUGGGCAGAGGCACUUCGAGAAAUUUCAGGGAGGCUGGCUGAAAUGCCUGCUGAUAGUGGUUAUCCAGCCUACCUUGGUGCUCGCCUAGCUUCUUUCUACGAACGGGCUGGUAGAGUGAAGUGUCUGGGGAAUCCAGAGAGAGAAGGAAGCGUUAGCAUAGUUGGAGCUGUAUCUCCUCCUGGUGGUGACUUCUCUGACCCAGUUACUUCUGCUACGCUGGGUAUUGUUCAGGUCUUUUGGGGCUUGGAUAAGAAGCUUGCUCAACGUAAACAUUUUCCAUCUGUAAAUUGGCUCAUUAGCUACAGCAAAUAUACACGUGCUUUGGAUGAAUAUUAUGAUAAGCAUUUCCCUGAGUUUGUUCCCUUGAGGACUAAAGCAAAAGAGAUACUGCAGGAAGAGGAGGAUCUUGCAGAGAUUGUACAGUUGGUGGGGAAGGCUUCUUUGGCAGAAACAGAUAAAAUUACACUGGAAGUUGCCAAGCUCAUUAAAGAUGAUUUCCUGCAACAGAAUGGUUAUACCCCAUAUGACAGGUUCUGCCCAUUUUAUAAGACCGUGGGGAUGCUAUCUAACAUGAUUGCAUUUUAUGAUAUGGCACGCCGAGCAGUUGAGACUACUGCCCAAAGUGAUAAUAAGAUUACAUGGUCCAUUAUCAAAGAGAACAUGAGUGAAAUCCUCUACCGACUUACCUCUAUGAAAUUCAAGGAUCCAGUGAAAGAAGGAGAGGCAAAGAUCAAAGCAGACUAUGCCCAGCUGUUUGAAGACAUGCAGAAUGCAUUCCGCAGUUUGGAGGACUAGUAAUUCCCACUUCAGUGUUUCUCAUUUCAAUCUUGUCUUUUACUAGUAGAAGAUGAAGAUAUACAUUGUGAUGAAGAUUAC